CAAGUCUCGACAUUGCGUGGCAACAUUGUCAUGCCCACGGCGACCGUUGCCGAGAAGGAUGCAGCGCUCUUUGCAGAAGAAGAAUCACGCCAUAUCCACGCAGAAAAGGAGAUAGAAGAGCUGCGCAUCCUCGACGGAUAUCUUUUUGUCCCCCCGUCGCUACGCCAUGACUUCAAACACGUAGCAACAAACUCACGUCGCGACGUGACCGCGGCGCGGUACGCGCGCAGUGCGCGGCUCUUCUAUCACAACAACCAGCACCUUCGCGGAACCUUGUAUCCAGCCGAUGUCGAAACUAUGAUUGGCGCCAGGGUGUACUACGAACGAGCUCUAGUGAAACUUGCCGACGUUGAAGCGUCAGCAGGGUCGAAAACACUGCUACAGCUCCAGCGCCAGGUUGUGUCGCUUGUGCAGCAAUGUCUCAAGAGUGGUCAAUGCGACAUCUACAUUGGUCUUGUCCAGCCCAAACGAAGUCACCUUCUCUACACUGCUAGCUCCUCAAACAGCGGCAUGCUUGGCAAGUCGUUGCUCUCCACAGAAGGCGUGAGUUUCCAUAGUGUCGUGAAUCAAGAAGUAGUGGUGUGUGAAGAUGUGGCGCACGACCCCGCCGUAAAGUGCUUCAGUGAGCAUUGUUGCGGUCCGUUUGCUUGCUUCCCGCUUGUCGGACGAGGGAGCCGUCGUGGCCGCGAAAUCGGCAAUACUAUUUCAAAAACCAGCAACUAUCAGCUUGCCACCACUUCAAAAUCCAACGACGCAUCGACCAAAGACGCUUCCAGCAUUUCUGAAACGAUCGGCGUGCUCGCUGUUGACGCCACGCGGUUGGCGUGGAAGCAUUCCCCAGCCGCCAUGACAAUAGCGCAAGUCGGGGAGUUCUUGACAGCUUACGGUGCCGCCGAUUGUGUCGCAGCGUUUCAUAAGCACCGUAUCGAUGGCCGCAAGCUCCUCACACUGACCGACGUCGACGUUGAGUUUACGCUGGGCGUGUACCGCGUCGCCAGCCGCAGCAAAGUGCUCGAGCUCGUUGGGGCGCUGCGGGAUGGGGUGCCCCUGCAUCUGCCCACCCCACCGACGUGGUUUACCCAAGAGCCGCCGUCGAUGGCGUUCUUGGAAGAGGUUGCGGCCCGCGCUGGGAAGGUGUUUUACCGCGCCCAGCUCCGCGACUGGCAUCGAAAGUUAGCCACCACAACAGUUGACGGUCUGUGCACGCAAUACAACGUCUACAACACAGCUAUUCAGGCGAUCCUGCACUGCAUUCUGAUGGUGGACUCGGUGACAAUUUGGCGGCUCGAGGGACAUCGCCAGUUCCCGCCCGCACAUCAAGUCCAUGUCCUCGCCGCGUGCGACACCCCGCUCGAUCGCCUCGCGCCGUUCGUCAACUCGUACGACAAAGGGAUCAAGCGCAUGCAGCUCUACAAAGAGCACGGCGGCGGACGCCCAUCCAUGUUGCGCGCCAACAUCACGCGGAUCGGCACGCACAACGCCAAUGCAGCCCAUCUCCCCGCAGAUCCAUUCAUGGUUACCUGGUCCGACCAGUCCACUGAAGACCUCUCGUGGACCGACCUCCAGCAACUGCUUCCGAUCCGCCCCCUCAAUACCCAACACCAUCAGCUCCAGAAGCUGAUCGCCCACGUCGAGAUGCAGACGGAUGUUGUCAUGACCGUCGACGGCGGGGCAUCCAAGUGGCUGCGAACGUUCAAGGACAACGAUGACAGGUUCACGUACGUGCUGGACAUGACAUUUCAGCCGUCUUCGCCGUCGCCGAGGGACUGCGCGGGUUCCUUUGUGUCCCAGAUGAUUCUCCCAACUAUGGAGGAAGCGUUGGUGUGUGUGCGCGGGCGCCAACGCCGGUCCGCCGCCCGCGCCAAGUCUAUGAAAGUCAUGCGGAAGGCCAUCGCCCAAUUGAGCAUGUCGCCGUCCAGCGACGCGCUCCGGUCUGCCACCGACUUGGUCGCGGCGAUGGCGGCCGAAGUGGUGUCUUGCUUGCCGGGGGUCGAAAUUGGAGUCGCCGAACUGCGACCGGGUGGGACGUCGGUUGAGUUUACGUUUGGAUUCAACGGGUGCUUGCUGGCCGAACGCCGCACAGUCCUUGAACGCGGCGCUGCUCUCGCGUGCUUGAAGCAGCCACGGAUGUCCUCGAUCAUCCGUUGCUUGGAUGCCGCCGUCGGUCUCGAAUGCUUUAUCACGCCAGAUGCGGUCGAUGCUUCGCUCCCGCUCAUUCUUUUGCCCAUGGUCCAUGAGGAAUCGGCCGUGGGGGUCGUGACCGUGUAUCGGUUCACUGACGUCGAGAAAGGCCGGUCAGAUGAAACCCACCCAGAGUGCGGCGUCAUAGCCUUCCUCGAAUGCACCGCGAAAUGCAUCGCGGCCGUCCUGCGUAUCAAACGCCGCGCGCACGCACUGUACGAGUUGGAAGCCAUGGCGCGCAACGCAUUCAUGUCUCCACUCGAGCUGUACGUGGCCACGAUGCGCACGAUGGUGUCGUGCUUUGUGGGCCUCCACAAGCCCAAAUUCGUCCAGUACGACAAGCCGUCGGCGCAUGCAGCGGCCGUCUUGGACUGCGCCGCAUUCGAGUGGAAUAUGGUCGACGUGCAAUACGUCGACGCCCUUCGCGAUGUCCGGCGUCGAGAAACUCGCCUCGAGACGUUCCAGCAAUACUUUCGCUUGGACGACUCGACCAUGCGCUACAUCGAGGCCAGGUUGGGGGCGCCGCCGUCCCCGCCGGUCGUGUCUGGGCACCUCGCCACGCUCUCCGACACUGUCCACCCCGUCGUCAUCGACCGCAAACUCCACACGUCCAUUGACGCCGCGUUUAAAAUCGUGUUUGGCAACCAAGUGUAUGUUCAAGCAUGGGUGCCAGCGCUGUGCACAAGCACGACGUUCGUCGCGCUUACGUACACCACCACCACCGACUGGGUUUGCAAGUCGGACGACCGGUUCUUGGAGACCCUCGCGCACUCUCUGAGCCGCGUCCUGACUACAGUUCAAGGCAGGUACGAUCGCGUGCGGGGCCGCGUUGCCGCGCUCUCGGUAUUCCAAGGACAGUGCCGCGACGUGCAACCGGUCGACUUGGUAAUGCCGACCGUCGACACCGAACUCGACGCAGAAAUUCGUCCAGACGUCCAGCGAUGGGCCGUCGAUUCGAUUGCCGCGACGCUGACGGGGUCGAAUGUAUACAUUGGCAUGGUCGAGCCGUCGAGAAAGCGCAUCACGUACACUUGUGCAUCUCGAGCGAGCUGCAUGGUCGGCAAGCACUUGAACAUGGGCAAAGGGGUGAGUUUUCAAUGCCUGGCAUCGCAAAUGCCCCUCGUGCUCGACGGGUCCAACAACCAGCUCGAUCAAGGCGCCGACGCCGAUGCCGCCCGGUGCGACCAACUGCGCCACUUCGGAGACCCGAAAGCGUUCCAGUGGCCGUUCAUUGUUGUCCCCAUUGGAACGAUCGGCGUGUUGGCGCUGGACAAUCUGGCGCAGUACGGGGAGGCCCCGGCCCCGGAAAUGGGCAUUGUCGACUACUUGGUACGCGUGGCGGGGGAGAUCGAGGUCAUGGUACAGGGGAGCCGCGCGCAAACUCGACCAUACCGCGCGACGCUUCGCGAUCGAGCCAUCCACGACAUGAUGGUCGUGUGCGACAACGGCCGCCAUUCCGAAGCGUAUGUCCUUCAGCGCGCGCUGGACAUCGUGGCCGCAACGUUCUCGGGGGUAAACGCGUACGUGGGUCUCGUGGCGCCAUGGUGUACAUCCAUGGAGUUUGCACUGGCGACGAAAGCCAGCUCCAUGCAAGGCAAGUCGAUCAACAUGACCAAAUCCGUGAGCGCCGCGUGCUACCGGAGCCAGCACCCCGUCGUGGUACCCAACGUGGCCAAGAAUCCCAACGGCCUGCAUUGCUUUGACCAGAAUCAAGCCGGCGUGUACGUAGCGGUCCCGAUUCCGUACGUGGGUGUCCUCGCCGUCGAUUCGUUUCCAGGAACGGCGGGCGGCAAGUACAUGAACAACGUGCCCGAGCCGGGGGUCGUUGCGUGCUUGUCGUCGUUGGCGGAAUCGGUCGGCGCGCAUAUUCAGGCCAAACGCCUGUGGGGGCUCGCGCAGGGCAUCAAACGCCUCUUUGUUGGCAACGCAUCCACGUUUGCAGUCUUGUUCCAAGCGGUGGCCAACUUGCUCGCGUUCGCCAUGCCCGCAGCCAUCCGCAUCGACGUCUGGUACGCCUACCACAACCACCCGCCGGAACUCAAGUUCUCGAGAGCCAGCGAUGUGCACGCCACUCCCCUCGAAGCCACACACUCGUGGGCGAACGUCUACCCGGAUGCGCCCGUCGUGGGCACGGCCCCCCUGGACCUGAACGAAUCGACCCUCGUGUGUCCGUUUGAGAUGGUCGAUCCGGCGCAUCCAUACACCCAAACCCAUGCAUGGAUCGUAGUCACGCGCCUCCCGUCCGUGAAUUGGUCGUACGACCUUCACGUGCUUGCGACCGUGCAGCCGCUGUUAACGGAAUGCUUUCACUUGUCCAGCCAGCGCGCGGCGGCGGCAGUGACGCGUGCCGAAUGCCUCGAUCGGAUGCGCAUGGGGCUCGAGGAACUCGUCCAGACUCCGACCGACGUUGUCGUGGAGCACCUCCGACCGACGCAACGCACGUGGCUGAAUUGGAUGGCGACUGCGCUGGGUCGCGGCACGGACGUGUACUUAGGCGAGCUACAGGCCAACUACCAUCCUUUCCGCGGCGACUACAAUGACGUGCUCGAGUUCACGGCGGCGUCGGCCGGUAGUCUCAUGCAGGGCGUGCGGCUGUCGGACGAAAAUCUAUUCAGUUUUCAAUGCAUCCGCACGCAAGACUCCGUCGUGAUCAACCACCUGACCGACAAGACUCGCGCCGUCCACUUUUGCACGAAGCGCAAAGCUAUUCGAGCGUAUUGCGCCGUCCCCGUCGCCACACUGGGCAUGCUUGGCGCCGACAGCUUUGGCAAUACCGCGUUUAACGUGAAGAACGAAGUCGAGCGCGCGACGUUGCAAUUUCUCGAGCAAUGUGCCGCGUGCCAUGUCGACCUGAUCGAGACAACGCGCAUGUUGGUCGGCGUCGCACAGAUUCACGCAUCGGCAACCGCCAUGCCGUCCAAGAUGCCCCCGUGGCACGCCCUCAAGUGCCUCUACGCCCACCUCCUCCACGUUAUCCAGACGAGUGUCGGGUAUGUCCAUUGCCAGCAAAUCGUGCGGCUCGCCAGCGACUUUACUGGUGACUGCACCAUCCUAUGCUGGCACAAAGCGCCAACACGCCGGCCCAUGCAGCACCUUCCCAUCCACUAUUGCUACCGCCACCGGUGUGUCCCCGAUCUCGUCAAGCAUCACGUCCACCUGGACGACUUGACGCUGCCCAUGUCGAAUAUUCCAAAAACGCUAGAUCACGCACGGAGUCUAGGCGCCCCCACCACGGGAUUGGAGCCUCGUGGGGCGCUUCCCUGCUUUGCUGGCAUGCUUGAUGGCCACUUCGCUGCGCCGUGCGUCGCGUACUGCUUCUACCGCAAACCAGGCCGGCCAUUUGCUCCGCGGGACGUCCGGUUCCUGAACGCCGUCAUGCAUGUGGCGCAAGCGGCGUAUGUAAACAUGUACAAGGCGUUGGUUGUGCACACGUUGGCCGCGGAGGCUCUUCAGUGGGCCAAAGACUUUGUCCAUGCCAAAGACGCCAUGGUGGUUGUGGCGACUCAACUCACGUCCACCACAGCCUCUCCGACGAAAGACAAGGCGGCCACCAAGAUGACGUUCACAGUCAAAGUCGCGACAAACCCAGACAAGUUCCCCGUUGGUGUCGCGAUGAAGAAGGCCCUGAAGCGGACGCACCGUUUGGCGUCGUUUGCAGCCACACUGGAUGUCCAUGCCGCCAUGGUGCCGAUUUCGACGGGGGCGGCAUUACCUCCACUGGCUGUGGAUGCAGUCGCUCCUGGUUCCAUCCACCCAGUCGUGGCCCCUUCAACCCUCACCAAUACAGCUACCAUCUCGCCCAAACCCACCGGCGGCCGGUUUACAACGUUGUUUGCUAAAAAACGGGCGGCGAAAGACGAACUAGCCCGGGUUACGUCGCCCCAUGCCGCCAUGGCAGCCGCGCACCCGGCACCAGGAAAUGGCGCAAUGCCACCGCCUUCUCAGCAUUGGGAAUGGUCCUGCCGGCUUCCAGCCAGCCAGUACUUGGUAGUGGACAUCACGACGUCCGACUCGGUCGACGUCGACCUGUUUGUAGCGGAGGGCACGGCGCUCGCCGACACGUGCCGCGUCAUUUACGACGCCUUUUGGGCAAACCCACGAGGGAACGAAUCGUUUGUCGGGUAUUUUUUGACGACGUGGUGGCAUCAAGCUCACGUGGCACUCGGGUCGGCGCGUCUUGCAAUCGAGCAGCAAGUCCGCGUGUACUUGGAUGCAGAUGUCGCCAACAAAUCGACCUGUCCAAGCAGCGUCAUCACCAUCUUGUGUGGCGCUUUGUUGUGCUGUGGAUACAAGAAAGACGAGUUUCUCGGCUCGAAGCGGGCGGCGCUGCAACUGUUCCUUGCCAAGCAAGUGGCGUCCGAGGUGCAAUCGUUGGACCCAUUCAACGUCGCAACGAAGUCCAAAGUGUGGACGGCGGCGUUUCGCAGCCGAACGUUCCUGCUGGCCCAAACCAAGUCCCCUUUGGAACUAGGCCGAGACGUGACCCCCGGGUUCCGGACGCUCCUGCACACGACACUGCUCCUCCAAGUCGUGUCCAAGUGGCUCAAGGCCGAUGCGGACAAAGAGAAAGCCGUCUGGACACCGCUAAUCCUCGCGGCGAUUCGAAUCCAAUGCCGCGCGCGGUGUCGAUUUGCUGUCGCCGAGCUGCGCCGACGAAGGCGAACGUACCGCGCGACGCUCGUGCUACAAUGCUUUGCUCGUCAAGCGCUCGCUCGGCGGCAUGUCCAGUUCCGCCGCGAAACCCGCGCGGCGAGUCGCGUCCAGCGGUGGUAUCGCAGGCGCCACGAGAAGAAGCCCGCGUUUGCCACAAAAGAAUUGUUACUGCACAUGCGUGCUGUCCAGGAGCGAUUUGGACUGAACGACCUCCAAGACACGGACGCAAUGCAGUUUGGAGAAGCUACGUUCGAGGCGUUCUUCAACCGGGGCGGGGGCAAAAGCAUGGUUCACGCGGAGGCGAAGCGUUUGCUCCACAAACUCAAGGAUCUUGCCAAGGAGCGAGCGAGUUUGCCAUGGGAGGUCCGAGUCGACGAAGACGUCCGCGACCUGUUUGAGUACUUUGACUACGCUGGCGUAGGGUGCAUUUCACGGGACGAUGCCAAAACGAUGAUCCGAAAGCUGCGCAUUCCACUCCAAGACGACGAGCUGUUCGACGUCGUGAACAUGAUGGACAGCGACAAGUCGGGGGAUGUCGACGUUGGCGAGUUCUGCAGCUGGUAUAAGUACGAGUACGCUCGAUUGCGCGCUCGGUCCAAGUUUUGCGGCAUCAUGUCGAAUGCGGACAAGGAGUGGUUUGCCCAGGGCAUGGCCAUGCGGUUCGUGCGGCAGCGGUGGACGGAGUGGCGCAACAAUGCCAAGAUUUCCGACCUCAAGCCCGCUGCUCCGGCAUCGCCCCUCCAACUCCCGAACGCACCGCUCCCUCCAUCUUCUCCUCCGCCACCACCACUGGAAGAUGACAGCGACAAACGUGAUGAUGUUUCCGAACCCGACGACGAAGAAUCGAGUGGUGAAGAUGUGUCCGAGAACGAAGCAUAAACUGAUAGUUCCUUAAUGGAUGUCCAUGUCAUCGUGGCCGUCCAGGUCGUCUUCGUCAUCAUCUUUACUCCACGCCUGGACGGGUGUACUAUGGUCGAACGAGCUCGACGUCUUCGCCUCCUUUGCCCUUUUAUAGAUUUGCUUGUCCUCCGCACGUUGGUUCGUUUUGCGUGCGGCAUGGUCCGUCUUGACGGGGCCCGACGACGGGGUUCCCAAGCUGCCGUUGUUGGACUUGACGUCGGCGGUCUUUGGUGGCGGUGGCGUGUAGAUCGGUGUCGAUGCCAUGUACUUUUCGUAUGCAACAAACUGUGAUCGGUACGUUUCGAGGGUCUUGACCCAUACCGCGGCACCAGCUUUGCUUUCGCCCUUGAGGAAGAACUUUCGACCCUUGGACUCGACUUGAAAGCAGUAGUCGUCAAAGACAACGAUGGCUGUGAUGUCGUCGAGGAAGAUCGAGCCUACAACGUAUCACAUGAUGAACAUCGCUCGUAGAUAGUGCCAACGGACUCUUCAUGAUGGGCUGGGAGUGCGACACCGAAUAUCCAAAUUCCUUCCGCUUCACAUCGACAUAGAACCAGCGCUUGUUCCAGCUACCCGUCAGGUUGAUGCCCGUCUUGCGCUUCAUCUUGUACAGGUAUCCUUCAAUCUCCGGCGGAACCGGGCACUGCGCCGCAGGCACGCUCAUGAUGCGGUGAGGUCCGUCGUGAUGUCCAA
Aphanomyces invadans is the source of this 8427-nucleotide messenger RNA. RefSeq lists its product as hypothetical. Gene Ontology annotation, molecular function: protein binding; calcium ion binding. The transcript has 4 exons. Bases 31 to 7713 code for a protein of 2560 amino acids. NCBI's taxonomy places the organism in Eukaryota, Oomycota, Saprolegniomycetes, Saprolegniales, Verrucalvaceae. The record is from RefSeq and is a predicted model, not a curated record.